AUGGCUUCAAAAAUCGUCGUCGUCGGUGACGUCAACGGGCAAUUCAAGACUGUCUUCCAGAAGCUGAGCGCACUGCAUGCAAAGAACAACUUUGCUUUCGCCCUCAUCAUAGGCAACCUAUUUGCAGCUUCGCUCGAUGAUGAGGACACGGCGUCAGGUGAUGUGCAGGCACUCGUUGAUGGUCAAAUCGAUGUGCCGUUGCCCACCUACUUUGCUCUUGGCAGUAAUCCACUUCCCCCAGCAGUCGUCCAAAAGUUGGAAUCUUCCAGUGAUGAACUAUGCCAUAAUCUCUUCUUCCUUGGCAAGCGGACUACUAUGAAGACGUCUGAGGGCAUCCGCAUUGUCGCGCUAGGCGGCCGGUUGGAUGCGAACAUCAUUGCUGGCCAGUCCAAGGACAAGUACCCGCCUUUUUACAGCGAGACGGAUGCCAAGAUUUUGCGAGGAGCAACGACAGCUGAUAUCCUCAUCACCAACGAGUGGCCGGAGGACAUUCGGAAGCGUUCCAAGGUCGAGUUCAACCCUGACGUACAGCCGACUAGUCAGCAAUGCAUCGCAGAUCUGGACGUGAUAUUGAAACCGAAGUACCACUUCUCAACAUCCGGCGGCACCUUCUACGAGCGAGAGCCAUUCUUUCAUCCACCCAGUGCUGAAACCGACAAUCUCUAUCCGGUAACGCGAUUCAUCAGUAUGGCGUCCUUUGGCAAUCCCAAUAAGCAAAAGUGGAUUUAUGCCUUUUCUCUCGAGCCUUCUGCGAGCCAUCCCGUCGCACCUCCGCCUGGCUCAACCGCUUGUCCUGUCGUUCUUUCUGAGAAGAAGCGAGUUGCACCUGAGUAUCAGGAACAACAUCUAGUCUAUGACGAUGGAAGUCGAGGCCGGAGAGGCAACAAGAGACGAAAGGGUGAGCCUCGAGGGCCCAUUACUGCAUCAGAAUGCUUCUUUUGCUUGGCCAAUGAAAACAUUGCGACGCACUUGAUAGCCUCGAUUGGCGAGAACUCGUAUUUGACCACUGCAAAAGGCCCUCUGCCAACUCCACAAACCUUUUCCAAACUCGGCUUCCCCUGCCACAUGCUCAUCAUUCCAUUUACACACCAACCGACGCUAGGAUCAAUGACAGAAGAAGAGCGCCAUGCGACCUAUGCAGAGAUGCAACGAUACCGGCGCGCAAUGAACAGCAUGCUCAAGUCCGUAGCAGAUACGGACUAUGGUUCAGUCACGUGGGAAGUCAGUAAAUCUAGCUUGCCUCAUACACACUGGCAAUACCUCCCAGUCAGCGCCGAUCUUAUUAGUAAAGGACUUGUCGAGGCUGCAUUCAAGGCAUUGGCCGAGAAUCUACAUUGGCCGAAAUUUCAAAAAGAGGAUGUAGGUGAUGGAGUCGAAGAGACGAGCGACUUCUUCAGGGUCUUGGUGUGGGAUCCAAAAGACGACCCAGACAAGCAGACAAGCUACGUUAUGCGCUUCGACGAAAAGAUACGUUUCCACAACCAGUUUGGACGAGAGGUGUUGGCUAAGUUGUUGCGACUCGACCAGCGUGUCGACUGGAAGAAUUGCGGACAGACGCAGCCUCAAGAAGAGCAGGAUGUUGAAAAGUUCAAGGAGGCAUUCAAAGAGUUUGACUUUGCCGCAUGA
This is a messenger RNA of Bipolaris sorokiniana ND90Pr, 1626 nucleotides long. RefSeq lists its product as uncharacterized. The transcript is spliced from 2 exons. Gene Ontology annotation, cellular component: post-mRNA release spliceosomal complex. The coding region runs from base 1 to 1626 and encodes 541 amino acids. Gene Ontology annotation, biological process: mRNA splicing, via spliceosome. NCBI's taxonomy places the organism in Eukaryota, Fungi, Ascomycota, Dothideomycetes, Pleosporales, Pleosporaceae. Gene Ontology annotation, molecular function: RNA lariat debranching enzyme activator activity. The record is from RefSeq and is a predicted model, not a curated record.